AUGGCCGCCGCUCAGAAUGCUCUGGCUCAGAGCUUCAAAGCCUUGCACAUUCCGGGUACUCCCCUCAUCCUUGCAAACGUCUAUGACGCAGUGUCUGCACGAGCUGUAGCGUCUCUUGGCAACGCAAAAGCCAUUGCCACGGCAUCUUAUUCGAUUGCGGAAGCUGCAGGUCUCAAGGACGCCACGCUGACACGAGCUGUCAAUGUGGCUGCGGUCAGAAACAUCGCUUCGGCGAUCAAAGAGUUUGGAAAACCUCUGUCUGGCAUAACGGAACUGCUUCAAAUCGGUGUUGUCGGCAUCAACCUCGAGGACUACGACGGAGGUGCGAAGAAGUUGUACAGCACCUCUGAGGCAGCAGAUCGGAUUCAAAGAACACUGCGCACGGCAAAAGCAUUCGGAGUGCCUGAUUUCGUUGUAAAUGCGCGGAUCGAUACUCUUGUCCAAGGUGGAAGUCUCGACGAAGCUAUUGAGAGAGGUCAUGCGUAUCUUGCUGCUGGCGCAACGACUGUGUUUGUUUGGGGCGCCAGCCGCGGUGUUUCUCGCGACGAAGUGGUCAGGCUUGUGAAAGAGUUUGAUGGAAGACUGAAUGUGUUGUUGAACCUCUCUGGUGGUUUGACCACGAGGGAAUUGGGCAAAAUUGGAGUUGCACGAAUCAGUGUUGGGCCUGUUUUGCAGAUUGGAGCCAUGGCCAAGCUCCAGAAAGACGCGGAAGCUAUUCUCUCAAUUUAA
Messenger RNA from Trichoderma citrinoviride, 729 nucleotides. Its product is annotated as Phosphoenolpyruvate/pyruvate domain-containing protein. The coding region runs from base 1 to 729 and encodes 242 amino acids. Lineage: Eukaryota; Fungi; Ascomycota; Sordariomycetes; Hypocreales; Hypocreaceae. The record is from RefSeq and is a predicted model, not a curated record. The transcript has 2 exons. Gene Ontology annotation, molecular function: catalytic activity.